Prosopis cineraria is the source of this 1431-nucleotide messenger RNA. RefSeq names its product F-box/FBD/LRR-repeat protein At5g56420-like. The coding region runs from base 1 to 1431 and encodes 476 amino acids. Gene Ontology annotation, molecular function: protein binding. Lineage: Eukaryota; Viridiplantae; Streptophyta; Magnoliopsida; Fabales; Fabaceae. The record is from RefSeq and is a predicted model, not a curated record. The transcript has 5 exons.
AUGACGUACGGCAUGGCAAAAGUAGAGCCUAGACAGCGAGGGAGUGAUAGGAUUAGCAGCUUACCAGACCCCCUGCUUCAUCACAUCCUCUCUUUUCUUCCCAUAAAAGAAGCCAUAUCCAAGAGCUUGAUCUUGUCCAAGAGGUGGAGAGAGCUAGGGCUAUCAAUGCCCGCUCUUGACAUUCACGACACUGGAUUUUCUAGACCUGAUGGCUUCAUUCAAUUUGUAGAUGCAGUAUUGUUCUUGUCAGAUCCCAAACCGAUAAACAUGUUUCGUCUCAAGUGUGAGAAACUGAAGGUGCCUCUUAUCAGGAUUAAUAUGUGGAUUAACUCACUGAUAAAUCGUAAAGUCGAGCAUCUGGAGCUAUGCAGUACCAUUAAGGUUUUAAAGUUGGCUCAUGUUAUGCUGAAUGCUCGAUAUGUUAAUUUGCCUUCACUCAAAGUAUUGCAUCUGGUGAAAGUUCAAUUUUCAAAUCCUGAAUCGGCCAUUAAUAUUCUUAAUGGGUGUGCUCUUCUUGAAGACUUGGUAUUAAAAUCUUGGUCUACUAAUAGAUCCGUCCUCAGGAUUGGAAGGCUUGAACAUUUGGUGUCAGCAAAAGUUCAUAAUCCAUCUUGGAUUCAGUUGAAAGCUUUUAGUAAUGUUAGGCUUCUUCAGAUUGCUGAUGAGAUGGGGUGCAUGCUACUUGUGUCUGAUAUUCCAACAUUUUAUAAUUUAACUCACCUGGAAAUCUUAUGGCUAAUUGAUGAUGGGAAUAACUUUUUGGGAUGUCUUGGAAGUUUCCCAAAACUUGAAAUUCUUACUAUUCAUAAGCUGGAUUUUAAGAGAAGCUUGAAGGAUCAUUCAAUGCUUGAUGUUCCUCAAUGUCUUUCAACGCAUCUUAGGAAAUUUUAUCUCGGUGAAUAUAGAGGAUCGGAAUGUGAGUUUGAAGUUGCAGCAUUUAUUAUGAAGAACGCAAGUGUUUUGAGGGACAUCUCCAUUUGCAGUUCUAAAAAGGAAAAUGAAAAUUCGAAACUCCAAAUGAUCACAAGAUUAUCAUCAUGUCCUAGAGGUUCUGGACAAAGCACCCAUCGCACAGAUGAAGAAUGCCACAUCAUUGCUGGACGAUUUGAUCGCAAAUUCCCCACAAGCACCUUGAUGAGCGUUCUUAGCCAUGGACGCCAAGUCUUCUGCCUCGGAGCCAAAGUUUGCAAAGAAAGCUUGAAACCUGGUGAGUGCUUUCAAAUCCUGAGGAUUGUUGUCCCAAGCACUCAGCUAGCCUUCGAUUUUGCAACCACCAAAAUCGCUGACCCUAAUGAACGUUUGACAACUCUAGCUCUUGAUUUCACGGCUCAUAUUGAAUCAUCUAUGGAUGCUUGUAGUGGUGGCCAUGAAGGUUCGAUUCAUGAAGGGGACGGCGGCGAAGGGAUUAUGUGGGGUGUGUGCAGGCAGUAG